CUCAUGAUAUAAACAUGAGGACUCUCUCCUUUAUUCUUCUACUCAGUUUAUCCCUUUACAAAGUCGAUGCACUGAGAUGCUACUCAUGCAGUUCAGUCACCUCCAACGCUGACUGUAAUCAGAACAUAAAACAAUGCCUGGAGCCUCUUGACACCUGCAUGACAACAGAGGAUAUUGCUGGUGAUAAGAAAAUCAUGGUGAAACAGUGUGCCAGUUUUGCCACCUGUCAGGGAGCGGAGGAUGGUGCUGGUUUGGAUCCCUUCGGAGACGGCAACGUGGUGACCUGCUGCAGUACUGAUCUGUGUAACAAUGUCGCUGUGGCUACUGCCAAACCCAGCAGUGGGGCUACUACCAUUCACAUCCACACAGCUCUCCUGCUUCUGCCAAUAGGUGUCCUCUCUCUCCUCAGCAAAUAUUACAGAUAGACCUAAAUUAUAAGUAUGGUCACUUGUCAGUAGGCUAUUAAUAAGACUUAUGUAAUAGCUGAUUAGUUUGAGAAGUACUGCUGAGAUGCUCCCUUUAAGGUAUUCAUUCCUGUAAACGAGACCUUAUGUCUGCUGUUGGUGUUAAAUGGGAACAUGUGUUGAUGACGUGUCGAGAAGUUUAAAAUAUGAAUGUAAAUCUAUUUAACUAUUGGAAAAAUGAAAAAUUCUGCUAAACAUCAUUUAGGAAAAUAAAUGACACGCAAACACCA
This is a messenger RNA of Coregonus clupeaformis (lake whitefish), 694 nucleotides long. RefSeq names its product prostate stem cell antigen-like. Bases 15 to 425 code for a protein of 136 amino acids. NCBI's taxonomy places the organism in Eukaryota, Metazoa, Chordata, Actinopteri, Salmoniformes, Salmonidae. The record is from RefSeq and is a predicted model, not a curated record. The transcript is spliced from 3 exons.